UUAAGUUAGUCUAUGUAAGUGUUUCACAAAGACCACACCUUUAACAUGUUUGUUAAUAUAUUUUUAGGUUUAUUAGUGCUACAUUCGUGUUAUCUAGUAUAUAGUGAACGAUAUUGCAGCGAUUGUCAAAUUUACUACACAUGCAAAGCAGCAGCUGAUCAUGCUCGGUUCAAGCCAGGCGACGAAACAAACAAGCUUUUUGAGAAAGCUGCGUGUGGAACAGAAACGGAAGAUGAAGACUCCGACUUUAAGGUAUGCUGUUCAGACAUUCCCAGCUUAAAUACAAGUCCACAAUCAACUCCUCCGACCGAAAAUUAUAUAGAAAGUAGAUGGGCAGGAAUAGAUCAAGAAACCUUGCUGCCGGAUAGAUGUGGUAGCAUUUGGGGAAAUCGAAUUAUUGGCGGCAGAAAAGCUAACCUAUUCGAUUUUCCAUGGAUGGUACUGAUCGCUCAUGAAACACGCGAAGAUCCCCAAUUUCAAUGUGGUGGAACUAUCAUUAACUCCAAAUAUAUUCUGACAGCGGCUCAUUGUGUCGUUGAUAAAAAAAUUGCAUUUGUCAGAAUAGGAGAGUUUGAUAUUAAUUUGGAAAAGGAUUGCGACUAUGAAAAGCCCAAAACUAUCUGCAAAAAAGAAGUCCAGGAUAUAUAUGUCACAGAAAUAAUUCCACAUGAAAAUUAUCAAAGAUCACCUAUCGCGAAUGACAUCGCGUUGCUGCGAGUAGAUGGCGAGAUCGUCUUUAACUACCCAAACGUGGAACCAAUCUGCCUACCACUGUCACUUGAACUACGUAACAAACGUCUAGAUCAUGAAUACGGCACAGUAGCUGGUUGGGGCUUCACUGAAACUGGUAGAGAAUCUGGAGUAUUGUUGAGAGUCGAAGUUCCUGUGAAAACUGAAGCUGAAUGUGAAGGCUUCUACAACAGAAAUAAUCAGGAUGCCGUUAAGAAACAGUUCUGUGCAGGAGAACUCAAAAAGGACUCUUGUAACGGUGACUCCGGAGGACCUCUAAUGAUGAAAGCUAACUACAAUGGUGUUAAUAGUUACGUCCAGUAUGGCAUCGUGUCGCACGGUCCAAUACAAUGUGGAACGUUGUUCCCAGGCGUUUACACGGAUGUCAGAGAAUACGUCGAUUGGAUAUUAGAUAAUAUUAAAGAAUAAUUAAAUUAGCGGAAAUGGAAUCAAUAUUUUAUUAUAUAAUUAGUAUAGUAUAGUAUAUUAGUUUGUAAGUUUUUUGUAUCUUUAGCCUAGUAACACACUGAUUAUUAUUUACGAUGCUUAACAUUUAUUAUCAAAAAGUUCAAGGGUUGAGAACUAAAACAGCUAGUUUUCUCAAAUAUUUAUCAACUUCUAAUUAUAAGAUCAUCGCUCUUACAGAAACUUGGCUGAAAUCUGGUAUUUCGAACAUGGAACUAUUUGAUAAUAUAUAUACACUGUUUAUCGUAGGCAUCGUUCAAGUUCUACCGAUACCAAAUCUGAUGGUGGAGGUGUCAUAUUGGGAGUCUCCAAAGAAAUUUCUUCUUUCAGAGUUGAGGCAUGCGAAUCGGAUGUUGAGGACUUAUGGGUCACGUUACAUAUAAAUAUUAACAAAAUAAUAAAGAAACUUUCAAUAUGUGUAGUAUACCUUCCUCCUCCUGUAAAAAUUGGAACUUUGACACAUAUUUUAAACAAUGUUGACCGAGCUUUACACUUAAGCGAUGACGUCAUUAUUCUUGGUGAUUUCAAUCUAGGGUUCAUUAAUUGGAGAUCGCUUAAUAAUGAAGCUUUUAUGACAGUUUGUAAUUAUAACAAUACUUAGGCUGGGCUUGUAUUUGCGUUGGUUGAUUUUAUGUCUAUUAACAGCCUAAAGCAAUUUAAUAGUAUACGUAAUAGCGAUAAUCGUUUUUUAGAUUUUGUAUUAAGUAAUAUGUCUUGUAUUAAUGUAUCAUUCCCCUCCGAAUCGAUAAGUACACGCGAAUCAUCCUAGCUUAUUGUUAAGUUUUGAAUAUUCUAAAAUAUCUUUAUUACGAACGAGAGAUAACACUAAACUAAAUUUUUAUAAAGCUGACUAUGUGUCUAUUAUAGGGGAUCUCAAAACCAUCGAUUGGAAUGACAGCCUAUGCGCUCACGAUAAUGUUAAUGAUAUGGUUUCUGAGUUCUACAAAAUACUUAACAUUAGCAAAUUUGUUCCUAAAACGUCAAUCACGAAAUCUAAGUAUCCAGUGUGGUUCAGUUCCUCCUUAAUAAAAUUACUUGCUGAAAAAGAAAAAAACACGUAAGAGGUAUCGAAUAUACAAGAAUCCUCGAGACGAAAUAGAGUAUCACAUUAUUAGAAAACGUUGUCACAAACUUUAUGAUGAUUGCUACACUAAAUAUAAGCGAAAUAUUGAGGCAAGUAUUCCUAAUAAUCCUAAAUGUUUUUGAAGUUUUAUAAAAAAUAAGAAAGGUGGUCACUCACCGCUUCCCUUGUGCAUGAAAAUGGACAAUGUUACAGCCCAGUCUUCACCUGAUAUUGCUAAUCUUUUUUCGUAUCAAUUUUCUAUUACUACUUUUUUUUUGAUAUUGGCAAUGUUGAUGGCCUUAUGUCUGUUAGCUUUAGUGAAGAUGAAAUAUCUAAGAAAAUAAAAGGUCUUAUUACUAACAAAGGAGCCGGGCCAGACUCGAUUCCCCCUAUCUUUGUAAAACGUUGUAGAUUAGUGUUAUCUUUGCCCCUAACUAUUAUUUAUAAUAGAUCUCUUAAAGAUGGUGUUUUUCCUGAUGUAUGGAAAAUGUCUCGUGUUGUACCUGUGUAUAAAAAGGGAGAUAUCACCGACGUAAAUAAUUACCGUCCUAUUUGUAUUUUAUCUUGUUUUUCCAAGCUCUUCGAGUAUGUCCUGUAUCUACAAAUGUGUUGACGGCUGUAUCAUUGAUGAGAAACAUGGUUUUAGAAGAGUU
Messenger RNA from Pieris rapae (cabbage white), 2910 nucleotides. Its product is annotated as CLIP domain-containing serine protease 2. Lineage: Eukaryota; Metazoa; Arthropoda; Insecta; Lepidoptera; Pieridae. The coding region runs from base 46 to 1158 and encodes 370 amino acids. The transcript has 6 exons. Gene Ontology annotation, molecular function: serine-type endopeptidase activity. Gene Ontology annotation, biological process: proteolysis. The record is from RefSeq and is a predicted model, not a curated record.